Messenger RNA from Aricia agestis (brown argus), 1661 nucleotides. RefSeq names its product zinc finger protein 625-like. Bases 206 to 1477 code for a protein of 423 amino acids. The record is from RefSeq and is a predicted model, not a curated record. Gene Ontology annotation, biological process: regulation of transcription by RNA polymerase II. Gene Ontology annotation, molecular function: RNA polymerase II cis-regulatory region sequence-specific DNA binding; DNA-binding transcription factor activity, RNA polymerase II-specific. The transcript is spliced from 2 exons. NCBI's taxonomy places the organism in Eukaryota, Metazoa, Arthropoda, Insecta, Lepidoptera, Lycaenidae.
AAUCUGUGGUUCAAAUAAAGCCUUGUCGAACUGCAUUUCUAAUGCAAUUUUUGAUCCUCUCGCCAUGAAUUAGUACCGAUGUAUAAAAUAGAAAUAUUUAUAAUACACAGUACACUGAUUAUUUCUAAAAAGGUAGGUGUUAUUCAAGUUCUAAACAUUGAGCAAAGUGCAACCCCAGUCCCCAAAGGACUAGAUUACUAGAAGCAUGGAUGGUAAACGGCAGUUUAAAAACGAGGUAGAAAUUAAUGAAUUAUUAGAAGAGACAAAUUUAAAAUAUAUUGAUGAACAUAAUGAUUCAGAAGCAAUAAACAAUGCUGAUGCAAGUUAUAAACUUGAUUCUUUAGAGAAAAAAACAGAAGUGAAUAAGUCUGAAGAAGUUAAAAUGAGUGAUAAUGUAGAUGAGGACAGUAGAAGCUAUAAGAAAUAUAAAUUGCGCCAAGCACCUAAACUCAAGGUACAAAACCUGAAUGAAAAUAAACUUCUGCAAAUUUCCCAGAGCAUACAAAAUAGUGAUAGAGAAAUACAGGCACAAGAGAGUACAAAAGAGGUCAUCUUUAAAACUAAACAAAAUAGGACCAAAGCUGUUAUAAAGAGUCAAGAAAAUGAAAAAAAUAUCCAUGAAUGUAUGUGUUGUAAAACACUUUUUGAAAAAUGCAUUGACCUUGUAAAGCACAAAGAGGAGCACAAAAAUGAAUGCUAUGCUUGCGACGAAUGUAAUAUUUCAUUUUCUUCUCAGCUUAUUUACCUAUACCACAUAUAUAAACAUACGAAACCACCUUACAGUUGCAAAGAAUGCUUAUUCAAAACGAAAUGUCUUAAAUCAAUAAAAGCUCAUAUUCAACGACAUUCAACAAAAAAACUUGAAUGUGGUAUUUGUAAAAAUGAAUUUUACUUUUGUGAAAUGGGUGUACACAAACUUAGCCACAGCAGCACAAAAUAUGAGUGUGGUGAAUGUGGAGCUAUUAAAGAAAAUAAAUCUAGUUUUGAGUACCAUAUGAUCUCCCAUGCCGGUGUUAAAAAGUACCAGUGCCUAUAUUGUGGGAAGGGUUAUGCACAUCCUAAUCAUUUGAGAGUGCAUACUAGAGUUCACACAAGUGAUCCAAAUGGUCAUGAAUGUGAUGAAUGUGGCAAGAAAUACAGGAGUGUUAAUAGCUUGUACUACCACAAGGUCGGUCGCCACAGUAAAAAAGUGUACGAGUGUGAUCAUUGUGGUAGGAAGCUUAAGAGUAAAAUAAGUAUCGAGCAGCAUUUACUUCUUCAUACCAAGCACAGGCCUUACAAAUGCCCCGAGUGUCCGCUGAGCUUUCAUACUAAAACUCAUCUUAGACUUCAUACUUACAGCAAGCAUAUAGAAGACAGGUUCAAAUGUGAAUUAUGCAGUCGCUCAUUUUCAAUGAGGAGUGACUACAAAAGACAUUUGAGAUCAAACAUGCACAAAAAUAAUAUUUUUAAGAAGGAGAAACUGGCAAAAAAAUAAUUGCGAUUUGUAUAGUUAGGUAGGUACUGCAAAUGUGGGUAUAAUUAUUAUAUUGUGGAAUGAGGUUUAAUCCAGAAAAUGUUUGCAGUGUAGUUCUGGUUCUACCAGAUACUGCAAAUGGUCCCUAUUCUAAAUUAAACAGUAUCAUUUAUUAAUGACAUUGGAAGAUUUAAAUAUAAUAAUC